This is a messenger RNA of Eucalyptus grandis, 691 nucleotides long. RefSeq names its product phosphatidylinositol 3-kinase VPS34-like. The transcript has 4 exons. Bases 113 to 691 code for a protein of 192 amino acids. The record is from RefSeq and is a predicted model, not a curated record. Lineage: Eukaryota; Viridiplantae; Streptophyta; Magnoliopsida; Myrtales; Myrtaceae.
CUCAGCGUCCGUGCUCGGGAUCGGCGAAAAACACCCGCUUGUCCGACGCGGCCCUCUGCGGUUAGGAGGAUUCGCAUGCUCGCUCUGUCCGGCCCUGGCGAGGUCGACGACGAUGAGCGGCGGCAACGAGUUCCGGUUCUUCCUGUCGCGCGACAUCAAUCUCCCCGUUACCUUCCGGGUCAAGAACCGGGAAGGCGCUCUGCCUCCUAAGCGCUCGCCAAACCCAGAGAUUGAUCAUGCCGCGGAGGAGAGAAAGGCAGAGCUCUACGUUGAGUGCUCUCUGUACAUUGACGGUGCCCCAUUUGGUCUUCCCACUAGAACGAGGUUGGAAUCUGCAGGGCCACCAUAUUUUUGGAAUGAACUCAUCACUCUGAGUACUAAAUAUCGAGACUUAACUGCUCACUCACAACUUGCUUUAACAGUCUGGGAUGUUUCUUGUGGAAAAGAGGAGGGGUUGAUUGGUGGGGCUACGGUUCUUCUAUUUAGCAGCAAAAAGCAGCUCAAAACUGGGAAGCAGAAGCUUAGAAUUUGGCGAGGAAAGGAAGCUGAUGGCUCAUUUCCAACAAAUACUCCUGUAAAGGUUCUGCUUGUUUCAUGUUAUGCUGGUGAUUACAACUUUCAGAUGGGGCACGAAAGCAAUGAUGAUUUUGGGUACUUGCAAUAUGUUUUUAGGUCCCUAACCGUGAUAUGA